AUUCUAAAUUCAGAUUAGUAAAAAAUAAGGGAUAAAAAAUGUAAAGAUUUAAAAAUAUAAUAAAUGUAGCUGAAAAACCAUCAGUAGCAAAAGAAGUAACGAAAAUACUUAGUAAAGGUAGACAUUCAAAUAUUUAAAGUGAAUCGAAAUUUAAUCCAAUAUAUAAAUUUAAUUAUUAAUUAUAUUAGCAACCGGUUAAUAUGUUAUUUACAUCAGUUACGGGACAUAUCAUUUAAACAAAAUUUGAUGACAAAUUUAAAAAUUGGACUUAAGUAAAUCCUCAAAUAUUACUAGAUCCAAAUACAGAAAUUUUAAGAUUUAUAGCAGAAGAUAAGAAAAAAAUAGAAGAAAAUCUUAAAAUAAUCUCACGGGAUGCAGAUACACUUAUUUUAUGGUUAGAUUGUGAUAGAGAAGGAGAAGCAAUAGCAUAUGAAGUUAUUGAUAUUUGUUAAUCUAUUAAUAGAAAUUUAUAAAUAAAAAGAGCUUAAUUUUCUUCUUUAGAUUAUUAAAAUAUUAAUCGUGCAAUAAAUAAUUUAAGAGAACCAAAAAAAGAAUUAAAUGAUGCUGUUUAAGCACGAAUAGAAAUUGAUUUAAGAAUCGGGGCUGCAUUUACACGCUUUUAAACAAUAAAUUUAUAAAACAAAUUUUAAUCCUUAAAGUAAAGCAAAGAAAUAAUAAGCUAUGGACCUUGUUAAUUUCCAACUUUAGGGUUUGUUGUUGAAAGAUACAAUCAAAUUUAAUUAUUUAAAGAAGAAAAAUUUUGGUAUAUAUAAGGGAGUUUUACAUGGAAUGAAGGCUAAUAAUAAUAUAUUUGUGACCUAAAAUGGGAAAGAGUAAGAUUAUAUGAUUAAGAAGUAGCAUCUUUAUUUUAUAUAUAAUGUACUCAUGAUGAAAGAAAUUAAUUCAACCCAAAAGGGAUAGUAGUUAAAAAAAUAGAAAAAGAAACAAAAAAUAAAAACCUUAUCCAUUAACUACAGUUAAUUUAACAAAAUAAGGUUGCGCAUUAUUAAGAAUGGGUUCUGAAAAAAUAAUGUAAAUAGCCGAACAUUUAUAUUAGAAUGGCUAUAUAAGUUAUCCAAGGACUGAAACAAAUAAAUAUCCUCCUGGAAUGUCAAACGAUAUAUUAAAAUAGUUAGUAUAAUUAUAAAAAGAGUCAUAAGAUUGGGGAUUUAUUGCAUCUAAAAUCGAAGAAAACUUUUAAAGACCAAAAUAAGGAAAUUAAACAGAUGAAGCCCAUCCUCCGAUUCACCCAAUUAAACUUGCUUAAAGAAACGAAUUAAAGCCUGAAGAAUGGAAAGUAUAUGAAUUUAUAACUCGUCAUUAUCUUGCUACAUGCAGUGAAGAUGCCAUAGGAGCUAAAACUGAAAUAGAUAUACUAUUUAAUUAAGAGAAGUUUACUAUUUCAGGAUUAGCGAUAAAAUCUCGUAAUUACUUAGAUGUAUGGGUUUACGAAAAAUGGGAAAAUUCAAUUGUACCUAAUUUCUUGA
This is a messenger RNA of Ichthyophthirius multifiliis, 1487 nucleotides long. RefSeq lists its product as hypothetical. Gene Ontology annotation, cellular component: nucleus. Gene Ontology annotation, molecular function: DNA topoisomerase type I (single strand cut, ATP-independent) activity; DNA binding. Gene Ontology annotation, biological process: DNA topological change. NCBI's taxonomy places the organism in Eukaryota, Ciliophora, Oligohymenophorea, Hymenostomatida. The record is from RefSeq and is a predicted model, not a curated record. The transcript is spliced from 5 exons.